AUGCGCUUUCUUCACCUUGCUAUCCUCUCGGGCUUAGCAUGCUUAUCCUUCGCGGCCCCAAUCACAAAUUCUACCAUUCCUCGAAUCCUCCCUAAUGGCUUGCCAGUUCCAAGUCCGAGUGAGCUAGAGUUGAUUGAAGACAGAGCUCAUGGAACUCUGCCCAACGGACCUCCUCCACCCAGCAUCAGUGAAGGAGGGCUGACCAACCUCAAACUGGUGGCAUUCAAUGAGCUGUUUGAGGUGGCUUUCUUUCAUGAACUCAUCACGAACAUCACCGACAAGGUCCUGGGUUACCGCUUCUCAAAUGAAGAUGAUUAUUACUUUGUUCUUCGUGGCUUGAAAGCUAUCUUGGCGCAAGAGGAGCUACACGUCCUUGAUGCUAACAAUGCUCUUGCUCACUUUAGUAUCGAUCCCAUCGAGCCAUGCAAGUACAAUUUCCCCGUCCAGGAUUUCGAUUCCGCCAUUCUUCUGGCCAGCACCUUCACAGACGUGGUUCUUGGUACUCUGCAGGACGUCGUGGAGCGCUUCGCUAUUGGUGGUGAUUUUGGAUUGUCGCGCGUGGUCUCAUCAAUCAUCGGACAAGAGGGUGAACAGCAGGGUUGGUUCCGCAUCAUGCAGGGAAAGAUCCCUAGCGAACUGCCAUUCCUGACAACCAGUGACCUAAACUUUGCGUUUACGGCAAUUCAAAGCUUCAUUGUUCCGAACAGUUGUCCGAACAUUGGCUCUAUUCCACUCGAAACACUCGAACCGUUGAAUGUCAUCAGGCCUCCGACUGCGAAGACCGGGAACAUCAUGGUAUCUUUCUUCGACCAUCAUCACGAGACCGUUGAAAGCAUCCUGUGGAUGGUCUACAUCAAUCAGCAAAACGUCCCCGUUGUUGAACCUCUGCAUGUCAUCUCCCGAGAAGACAAUGAGGUCGUUGCCGAGGCUUUAUUUCCUUGGGACGCAUAUCAGAUGAACGGACUGACUUUUGCUGUGGUUACUGCGACCGAGGGACCCUUCGCAAAUGCAUAUACCGUGGCUAAGGCUACUAUUGCUGGUCCAGGUAUUUUCAUCAUCAACUGA
Molecule: messenger RNA, 1065 nt
Organism: Penicillium salamii
Lineage: Eukaryota; Fungi; Ascomycota; Eurotiomycetes; Eurotiales; Aspergillaceae
Source: the annotation of a GenBank genome assembly